Molecule: messenger RNA, 5367 nt
Organism: Elephantulus edwardii (Cape elephant shrew)
Lineage: Eukaryota; Metazoa; Chordata; Mammalia; Macroscelidea; Macroscelididae
Gene: YLPM1
Product: YLP motif containing 1
Exons: 10
Coding region: 1-5367 (1788 amino acids)
Biological process (GO): regulation of telomere maintenance
Cellular component (GO): nucleus
Source: RefSeq, a predicted model, not a curated record
AUGUACCCGAAUUGGGAUGGGUAUGGCGGGAGCAGCCACUAUCCACCGCCGCCCAUCCCGCCGCCCAUCCCACCGCCGCCUCCGCCUCCGCCUCCGGUGGCGCUUCCUGAGGCCUCUCCGGCGCCCGGUUACUCGAGUUCGACGACUCCCACGGUUCCCUCCUCUUCGGGCUUCAUGAGCUUCCGCGAGCAGCAUCUGGCACAGCUCCAGCAGCUGCAGCAGAUGCACCAGAAGCAAAUGCAGUGCGUGCUCCAGCCUCACCACCUCCCCCCGCCCCCGCUGCCACCCCCGCCGGUGAUGCCGGGGGGCGGCUAUGGGGACUGGCAACCGCCGCCGCCGCCGAUGCCCCCGCCUCCUGGACCGGCACUCAGCUAUCAGAAGCAGCAGCAAUACAAACAUCAGAUGCUUGAUGAUGUCCCAGGAGACGAGCCUUCUGGAUUGGUUCCCAUGGAGCUGGAUUCCCCUCCUGAGUCUCCCCCUGUGCCACCAGGCUCCUACAUACCCCCUUCACAGUCUUACAUGCCCCCACCCCAACCGCCACCCUCCUAUUACCCGCCGUCCUCUUCCCAGCCUUACCCGCCUCCUGCUCAGCCAUCCCCUUCCCAUUCCCCACCUUCCCAGUCUUACCUGGCACCCACUUCAUCUUACUCUUCUUCCUCCUCCUCCUCCUAUUUGAGCCACUCCCAGUCGUACUUGCCCCCUUCUCAGGCAUCUCCUUCCCGGUCCUCCCAGAACCAUCCCAAAUCCCUACCAUUACCACCUCCCGGCCCUGCUGGGAAUAAGCCAGAGCCUUUGGAAAGUGGAAUCAAGAACAAGAGUGCUGCUGAACAGCAAGCCACGGCUGAGCCAGAUCCCUCCACGAUGACUCCACAGGAACAGCAGCAGUAUUGGUACCGACAGCAUCUCCUUAGUUUGCAGCAAAGGACAAAAGUGCAUUUGCCAGGACACAAAAAGAGUAGUCCUGCUGGGACAAAAGAUACACCAGAGCCAGUAAAAGAAGACACUACUGUACCUGCCACCAGUCAAGUAGUAGAGCCCCCUGCAUCUGAGGAGCCUCCAUUACCCCCUUCUAGCGAAGAGGCACCACCUCCUCUCCCACCUGAGGAACCCCAGUCUGAGGACCCAGAAGAAGAUGCCAGGUUAAAACAGUUGCAGGCUGCAGCAGCACAUUGGCAGCAGCACCAGCAGCACCGAGUGGGCUUCCAGUAUCAGGGAAUCAUGCAGAAGCACACUCAGUUACAGCAGAUCCUGCAGCAGUACCAGCAGAUCAUCCAGCAGCCGCCACAUAUACAGACUAUGUCUGUGGAUAUGCAGUUACGUCACUACGAAAUGCAGCAGCAACAGUUUCAGCAUCUCUACCAAGAAUGGGAACGAGAGUUUCAGCUGUGGGAGGAACAACUCCAUUCUUAUCCUCAUAAAGAUCAGCUUCAGGAGUAUGAGAAACAGUGGAAAACAUGGCAGGGACAUAUGAAAGCCUCUCAGAACUACCUUCAAGAAAGAGUCAAUUCAUUUCAAAACAUGAAGAAUCAGUAUAUGGGGAACAUGUCAAUGCCACCUCCUUAUGUUCCAUAUUCUCUGAUGCCUCCACCUCUACCAACAAUGCCCCCUCCGGUACUGCCGCCAUCAUUGCCACCUCCAGUGAUGCCCCCAGCCCUGCCUACUUCUGUGCCACCACCAGGCAUGCCCCCACCUGUGAUGCCACCUUCUCUUCCAACCUCUGUGCCCCCUCCAGGGAUGCCUCCAUCGCUUUCUUCAGCUGGACCACCACCGGUUCUUCCUCCACCUUCCCUUUCUUCCACAGGGCCGCCUCCAGUUCUACCCCCACCAUCUCUGUCUUCAGCAGCACCACCUCCUGUUAUGCCUCUCCCACCGUUGUCUUCAGCCACACCCCCUCCAGGAAUACCUCCCCCUGGCAUACCUCAGUUAACUGCAACCUCAGUUCCAUCGGCUUCCAGUUCUCAGAGCUCCCAAGUUCCAGAGAAACCUAGACCAGCACUGCUUCCUACUCCUGUAUCUUUUGGUUCAGCCCCACCCUCAACUUACCAUCCUCCAAUGCAGUCAGCUAUGGGUCCAUCAGAUCAAGUGAAUUCUAAAGCUCCUCUGAAUAAGUCUACGCCAUCAUACAGCCCGUUCUCAUCUGAGCAAGGACAUGGGGAAUCUUCACUUGCUUCAUCUGCAGUCAAGGACAUGCCAGUGAGGUCAGGUGGACUGCUUCCAGAUCCUCCCAGAAGCAGUUACUUGGAAGGUCCAAGAGGCCCAAGAUUUGAUGGUCCUCGAAGAUUUGAGGAUUUAGGGUCAAGGUGUGAAGGACCGAGACCCAAAGGGCCUCGUUUUGAAGGAAAUCGCCCCGAUGGGCCAAGACCCAGAUAUGAAGGUCACCCAGCAGAGGGCACUAAAAGCAAAUGGGGAAUGAUUCCCCGGGGGCCAGCAUCUCAAUUUUAUAUUACCCCCAAUACAUCCCUGAGUCCUCGACAGACUGGACCACAGUGGCGAGGCCCCAAAUCAGCUUUUGGACAGCAGCAUCAACAGCAACUUAAGUCACAAGCAGAACCUCUUUCAGGAAGCAAAGAACCAUUAGAUACCAAUAGUAACCAACAGAAGAAUUUAAAAAUGCCAUCAUCUACAUAUUCCAUUACUGCAGAUAUAAAGGAUACCAAGACAGCUCAGUCAAAUGAGAAUCUAAGCGACUCUCAACAAGAGCCACCUAAAAGUGAAGUCUCGGAAGGACCCGUAGAGCCUUCUAAAUGGGAUCAGAAUUCUCAAACUAUGGAGACUCAGAUGGACAAAGUCCAAGCUGUUACUCAGCCUGUAACUCUUGCAAAUAAACCUGUACCUUCUCAAUCUACUUUUCCUUCAAAAGUUGGGGAGCUGGAGGGAGAAGGCGCAGCAGUAGUGACAUCAUCAUCAUUAAUUGCAGAUAAUGAUUUUAAAUGUAUUGAUACUGAUUUGCCUCAUUCAGAAAACAACCAAGAUAAAGGACUGCCUCCACCAGAUAGCAAAGAUGUUCGAUUAGAAGGCAGUCGGGACAAUAGUUCAUCUUACAGGGGCCCUGGGCAAAGCAGAAUGGAAGACACACGGGAUAAAGGUCUGGUAAACAGGGACCGAGGCCAGACAGUCAGCCGAGGCCCAGGGUUAAUCAAGCAAGAAGACAUUCGUGAUAAGAUGAUGGGUAGAAGAGAAGACAGUCGAGAGAAGAUGAACAGGGGUGAGGGCAGUCGAGACAGAGGGUUGAUGAGGCCAGGAAGCAAUCGGGAGAAAGUGCCAGGUGGUCUGCAGGGCAGCCAGGACAGGGGUCAAGCUGGUAGCCGAGAAAGGGGCCUACCUCGGGGGCCCAGCAGUCAGGAGAGAGGACCCCCUCGAAGGGCUGGCAGUAGGGAGAGAAUACCACCCCGAAGAGCUGGGAGCCGGGAGAGGGGACCACCUCGAGGGCCUGGCAGUAGGGAAAGGGGACUAGGAAGACCAGAAUUCGGUCGUGAGAGAGGUCCUUUCAGACCAGAACCAGGAGAUGAUGGGGAAAAAAUGUAUCCAUAUCACCGAGAUGAGCCCCCUAGGGCUCCAUGGAACCAUGGAGAAGAGAGAGGGCACGAAGAAUUCCCAUUAGAUGGUAGAAAUGCUCCAAUGGAACGAGAAAGACUUGAUGAUUGGGAUAGAGAUAGAUACUGGAGAGAGUGUGAACGUGACUAUCAGGAUGAUACACUAGGUCCAUAUAAUAGAGAAGACAGGUUUUCAGCACCACCACCUCGCUCUCAUGAUGAAGAUAGACGAGGCCCAUGGUGGGAUGAUUGGGAAAGGGAGCAGGACAUGGAUGAGGACUAUGGUAGGGAAGUGGACAGGGACUUGAACAUGGAUGUGGAACGGAUUGGAAGACCCAUGGAUAUGUAUAAUAGAAAUUUGGAUAAUGAAUGGGACAGAGAUUAUGGGAGAUCACUGGAUGAACAAGAAACACAGUUCCAUGAACGAGAUAUUCCAUCAAUUCCAUCUUUACCAAACCUCCCACCUCUUCAACCUUUGGAUAGAUAUCGGGAUGAUAGAUGGAGAGAAGAAAGAAAUCGGGACCAUGGGUAUGAUUUCCGUGAUAGGGGUGAGUUGAGGAUUCGAGAAUAUCCAGAAAGAGCAGAUACAUGGCGGGAAAAACGAGAUUAUAUUCCUGACAGAAUGGACUGGGAAAGAGAGCGGUUGUCAGACAGAUGGUACCCUUCUGAUGUGGAUAGACAUUCCCCCAUGACGGAUCAUAUGCCCCCCUCACAUCAUUCUUCUGAAAUGAUGGGGUCGGAUGCAAACUUAGACUCUGACCAAGGCCUUGGAGGGGUAAUGGUUCUCAGUCAGAGGCAGCAUGAAAUCAUUUUGAAGGCUGCACAAGAACUGAAAAUGCUUCGGGAACAGAAAGAACAGCUUCAGAAGAUGAAAGACUUUGGAUCUGAGCCACAGAUGCCUGACCAUCUACCACCCCCAGAACCACCAAGAUUGCAGAAUACAGCUAUUAGACCUGGAAUGUAUCCGCCUCCAGGGCCCUAUAGACCACUCCCUCCUAUGGGUAAACCACCACCUUCAAUCAUGAGACCAUCUCCACCACCAGCAAGAUCAUCUGUUCCCAUGAACAGGCCGCCUGUCCCAUUACCACCACCACCACAUCCACCUCCUCCUCCUCCUGCUCUUCCACCUCCUCCAGUGCUAAAGGCACAGACUUCUGGUGUGGAACAGGAGCGCUGGGAUGAAGAUUCAUUUUAUGGACUCUGGGAUACAAAUGAUGAUCAAGGACUGAAUUCAGAAUUUAAGUCAGAAAAUGCAGCAAUUCCAUCUGGUCCAGUGUUACCUCUUCCACCUGUUCACGCUUCCAUUCCACCUCCUGGCCCAAUGCCACCAAUGGGCAUGCCACCAAUGUCCAAACCCCCGCCUGUGCAGCAGACUGUUGAUUAUGGCCAUGGCCGAGAUAUACCCACUAAUAAAGUUGAACAGAUACCUUAUGGAGAAAGAAUUACUCUGCGCCCAGAUCCAGUACCUGAAAGGUCAACUUUUGAGACAGAGCAUACAGGCCAGCGUGAUCGUUACGAUAGAGACAGAGACCGGGAACCUUAUUUUGACCGUCAAAGUAAUGUCAUGGCAGAACAUCGAGAUUUUAAAAGAGAUCGGGAAACACACAGGGACCGAGACCGGGAUCGUGGAGGUCCUGAUUAUGACCGAGACCGCUUUGACAGAGACCGCCGACCUCGAGAUGACCGGGUAAGAUGGGCAGACCUGGAAGAAAAGAAGGACGCAGAUAGGAAAAGGGCCAUAGGUUUUGUGGUCGGACAGACUGAUUGGGAGAAGAUCACAGAUGAAAGUGGUCACCUGGCUGAAAAAGCCCUCAAUCGAACCAAAUAUAUAUGA